Triticum dicoccoides is the source of this 1983-nucleotide messenger RNA. RefSeq lists its product as uncharacterized. NCBI's taxonomy places the organism in Eukaryota, Viridiplantae, Streptophyta, Magnoliopsida, Poales, Poaceae. The record is from RefSeq and is a predicted model, not a curated record. The transcript is spliced from 4 exons. Bases 311 to 1726 code for a protein of 471 amino acids. Gene Ontology annotation, molecular function: zinc ion binding.
AUUGCUCUAGUACAAGAAGGAAAAAGAAGACGAAGAAUGGAACCAAGCAUUGGGUAUGUGAUAAGGUGAAGGAUUGGCUGAUUGAAGAUGCAACUCUCGGAGCGAAAGCAUUGUAGAAGAAGAUUAAAGAACACCACAAGGUUGACCUCCACUACAAGAGAGUAUAUAUGGGUUCUUCUUUGCUUUGAAACCUUGCAUAGACGGAUUCCUUGGUGGGUGCAGGCCAUAUUUGGCAGUAGAUAGCACAUUCUUAACAGGCAGGUUCAAGGGGCAGCUGGCUAGUGCUACCGCUGUAGAUGGCCAUAAUUGGAUGUAUCCACUUUGUUUUGGAAUUUUUGAUUCCGAAACAAAUGAGAACUGGAUUUGGUUCAUGCAAUUGCUUAGGCAAGCCAUAGGAUCACCAAGGGGUUUAGCCAUAAGCACUGAUGCCGGGCAGGCGGUGAUGACAGGGGUAAAGGAAGUUUUCCCAGAAGUAGAACAUAGGGAAUGCAUGUUUCACUUGGUGUCAAACUUCAAGAAAAAGUAUCACGGAAAGGUAUUUGAUGACCAUCUUUGGAAUGCUGCUUACUCAUGGAAUACAUAUAUAUUUGAGAAAAAUUGGGUUGCAAUGGAAACAGCAAAGCCAGCAGCAACUGCAUAUCUUAGGAAAUGGCACACUAGGUUGUGGACUAGGAGUCAGUUCUCAACCAUUUGUAAGGUGGACUAUGUAACCAACAACCUGGCAGAGUGCUUCAAUAAUUGGAUUAAGCACCACAAGUCUUUGAACUUGGAUGACUUAAUGGACAAGCUUAGGCAGAUGAUUAUGAUCAUGUGGAAUCGCCGGAGAAAAGUAGCAAAGAAGUUAGUUGGCUUAAUUUUGCCCCACAUAAUUAAGAAGUUGAAUGCAAAGAGUAGAGAGUUGAACUUGGAGGUGGUAGAAAGCUCGGAAGAAGUUGCUGAAGUUACUCAAUUGGGAGGCAGCGGGUUUAGGUUUGUCGUCAACUUGCAUGACAACACAUGCUCUUGUAGACAAUGGCAAGUUUCUGGCCUUCCUUGCAAACAUGCUCUAGCAUUCAUCACAUCACUUGUCAAUGCACAUAUACAGAAUUAUGUGGACUCGUAUUACUCCAUUGACAAGUUUAGAGCAGCUUAUGGCCAACUAAUCCCUUCUAUGUGUGACAAGACCCAGUGGCCUAAAUCUAACCAUGGAUUCUUCAUGCAUCCACCCUUGUUAAAAGCCGUAGCUGGUCGGCCCCAAACAGAGAGGCAUAAGGGUUGUAGUGAGAAAAAGAGGAAAAGUGGCCAGCACUUAUGCCCUAUUUGUAAGGAAUACGGGCACCAUUGGCACAAGUGCAAGAAGGGGAACAAAUAUGACAUUGCUGCUUUGAUGGAGUUGAGAGAACCACCAAAGAAGAGGAGGAAGACUACCAAAUCAGCCGAGUCAUCCAUUGUGCCAAGAGGUGAUGAAGCACCGGCAACCGCUAUGUAUUUUCCACCAAGCCAAAGCUUAGAAAUUACAACCAAGAAGAAAGGAAAACAUAGCCAAACUUUGAAGACUACAAACAAGAAAAAUGCAAAAGGGUGUAAAAGAUCAGGGAAGGGGAAGAAGAUGGAGCUUGCUAAAAAGGAUGAAAGUUGUCCUAUGGUGCCACCAUUCGACAGCCCCGCAAUGAGCACAAGAAGCAAAAAAGCUAACCCAGCCAGCCCCGCAAUGAGCACAAGGAGUAGAAGAAGACUUAGCUUGUGAACUAAAUUUAAUUUCUUUUAGUUAGAGUCACUUCUGUUGCUGCUCAAGUCAUGUUGUGUGGACUUGGACUCAUAUGGGAACCUUAUGUCACUUUUGUGUAGUCCAUAUCAUGGACUUGGACUAUGUACGCGAACCUGGACAUGAUGACAAUCCUUUUGUGUUGCUCAUAUGAUGUAGAUUAUGAUGUAUGUGUGGGAUUGGACUCAUAUGUGAUCAUGUAUAUGUUGGAAGCGAUAUAUGUGUACUUGGAUGGGGGC